This is a messenger RNA of Culex pipiens pallens (northern house mosquito), 636 nucleotides long. RefSeq lists its product as uncharacterized. The coding region runs from base 14 to 592 and encodes 192 amino acids. NCBI's taxonomy places the organism in Eukaryota, Metazoa, Arthropoda, Insecta, Diptera, Culicidae. The transcript has a single exon. The record is from RefSeq and is a predicted model, not a curated record.
CGCCUCUGAAACGAUGUCCAACGUCGAAAGUGUUCACCUUGUCCAGGUCAUGGCUCUUCUGCUGGCAGUUGGCCACAUCGGCGCGGAUCUGUACCAGAUGAACGUCGAGUUCGAUCGGUACGAAAUCGAGUACAGCGUAAUAGGUCGCUUUGACCGGGUUCGCAUCCGCAAGUUCAACCGCACCACCCCGGUCAUCAACGGGUCGUACGAUCUGGCCGUGGAUCUGGACAACAACUACGAGAUUGGCAUCAUUUGCUCGCGCAGUGCCCUCGGCAACAACCAGUUCCACCUGAUCCCGUUCAAGCUGAGCCCGAUGCCGGUGUGUGACUUUAUCAAGAAGUAUGCCUUCGACUACCAGGACAUCUGGCAGAACAAGUCCAACUUCCCGCGCGUGCCGGCCGAGGGCAUUUGCCCGUACCCGAAGGGCACCUACUGGGUGAAGGAUUUGGCGCUGGACGCGAACCUUUUUCCGCCGGUCAUUCCCGAGGGUUACUACCGGUGCUACCUGGAUGUGUACCGGAUUUCGCCGCGGGAGCUGUUGCACCAUCAGGCGUACUACACGCGGAUCACGAAGGAGUUGCUGAAGUAUUGAUGAGAGAGUGUUUAAUUGAAAAUACAAUAAUGAUGAUAAAAAGA